Cutaneotrichosporon oleaginosum is the source of this 2502-nucleotide messenger RNA. The record is from RefSeq and is a predicted model, not a curated record. NCBI's taxonomy places the organism in Eukaryota, Fungi, Basidiomycota, Tremellomycetes, Trichosporonales, Trichosporonaceae.
CUUCCCCCACCUCCAUCCCGCGCGACCUCGCUUCAUUACCUCUACUCACGCUCCCAACAUCCACUGCAUCCAUCCAUCCUCUCCGUCUCCUGUUUCCCCCCUCUCCCACUCCCAUCUACUCCGCCUCAGACCGCAGCCCAGAGCACGGUCGCUCUUCUCUCUUCUCUUCCAAACACACGCCGCCGCAAGAGGCGCUCGACGCGAUCCUCCCAUGGGCAAGAAAGCAGCCGCGGCCGGCGACGGCGGACCCAACACCAUCUACAAGGCCACGUACAGUGGCGUUCCUGUGUUCGAGUUCAUCUGCCGCAAUGUAGCCGUCAUGCGCCGCCGGUCCGACGCGUACCUCAACGCCACCCAGAUUCUCAAGGUCGCCGGGUUCGACAAGCCGCAGCGAACACGCGUCCUCGAACGCGAGGUCCAGAAAGGCGAGCACGAGAAGGUGCAGGGCGGGUACGGAAAGUACCAAGGGACGUGGGUGCCCAUUGAACGAGGCCUCGCACUCGCUAAGCAGUACAAUGUCGAAGACUUGCUGCGCCCCAUCAUUGACUUUGUCCCGAGAGAAUCAGUGUCUCCGCCCCCGGCACCCAAGCAUGCUGUUGCGCCGCCCACGAAGCGCAACAAAGAGCCCAAGCCGAAGGAGGGGCUCGUUCCGAUCAAGAGCGCCGGGGUUCUCAGCGGCACUGGGCGACAUCAGACACCUGACUCGGUCGGCGAGGACGUCGAGUCCGAGGUCAUGGACGACAUGUCUGAAUCGCAAACGCCGUCGCCGCUCAAUGGGACCUCGCUGCUCCCUGCCGUCGACGAGCGGAGUAUUGAUGGCAUGGACAUUGACGGCUUCAGCAUGAUGAAUGGGGGCGGUCACGCGCGCAAGCGCUCUGCCGCCAUGAUGGACGACGAGGACGAGUACGAGCAGCUGAAGCGAGCACGAGGUAACAGUGCCGUUCACACUCCUCCUCCACCCGGUCAGAGCCCUCGGUACGGUGGGAUGCAGCAUCCCCUCACCCAGGACGAAUACAACGACAUCGUGCUGAACUACUUUGUUUCAGAGGCUACACAGAUUCCCGCAGUCAUGACCAACCCGCCCUACAAUUGGGACCCGAACGGCAUCAUCGAUGAUGACCAUCACACCGCUCUCCACUGGGCAGCCGCAAUGGGUCGCACGCGCGUUAUUAAGCUCCUCCUGUCCGCCGGCGCUCGUAUUUUUGACAAGAACAACCUUGAUCAGACCCCUCUCAUGCGCAGUGUCAUGUUCACCAACAACUACGACUUGCGCAAGUUUCCCGAAGUCUUCGAGCUUCUCCAUCGUUCCACCCUUAAUAUCGACAAGAACAAUCGUACCGUUUUCCACCACAUCGCCAAUCUCGCAUUGUACAAGGGGAAAACGCAUGCCGCGCGGUACUACAUGGAGGUGAUUCUGUCCCGCCUCGCCGACUAUCCGCAGGAGUUGGCAGACGUAAUCAACUUUGCCGACGAGGAUGGUGAGACGGCGUUGACCCUUGCCGCUCGUGCGAGGUCCAAGCGCAUCGUCAAGGCGUUGCUUGAUCACGGCGCCGACCCCAAGCUCCGCAACCGUGACCACAAAUCGGCUGAGGACUACAUCCUGGAAGACGAGCGCUUCAGGUCGUCCCCCGACGUCAUGUUGAACCGCACGCAGCCUUCGGCCGCCCCUCGCAACCCGACAUCGCUCGGCGCCGCCGUAUUCAGCCAGGGCCUCCCGCCGCAGCUGUACAACUCGGAGGCAGCGCGGUUGGCAAGCGGGCCACACAGCUCUGACAUCCUCCAGCAAAUGCAGGCACUGGCACGAUCCUUCGAGGCGGAGAAGCUCAACAAGGAGCGCGACGUGCUCGAGGCCAAGGCGAUGCUCACGAGCAUUCACACCGAGGUCAACGACGCCGGGCGGACACUGCACAACUUGGGCGAGCAGAUGAAGCCGCUCGAGGCCAAGCAGGGCGAGCUUGAUGGGUUGGUUGAGCGGCUCCAAAGCAAGCUCCAGAAGGACUUGGCCCGCGGUGCUCGCAAGUGGAAGGCCGCGGACGAGGGCCGCGAAAACCGAUGGAAGAACGGCGACGACCCAUCUCAGGCGGGCGAGGACUACUCGGAUUUGCCGGAACUCACCGCCAUUCCUGACAACGCCGAGGCCGAAGAGGAGCGGUUGCGCGGCGAGAUCGAGAAGAUGCGGGCACGGCGCGGCGAGCUGGUAACGCGCCUGGUGAAGGCGCAGACACAGACGGGCACGACAGACAAGAUGGCGCAGUACCGGCGCCUGAUAACGGCUGGGUGUGGAGGGGACAUCAACCCGGGCGAGAUUGACGACAUCGUUGGCCAGCUCCUGGACAUGCUGGAGAACGAGGCGCAGAGCGGCCGCCCGGCCCCGCCACCGCAGGCCGCGCCGUCGUGGGUCACGUCCUAAUUGCCAUGUAAUGUAGCGACUUGUAGUGUAGUGUAUGGACCUGACUGGCCGUGCACGCGCCGCUGACGUUGAUGUCAUAAAGGUCAGUCGCG